UUCCGCCAGCCGCCGCCGUGGCCGCCCGGCGAUGAACGGCGGGGCCCUGCCGCCGCUGCCCCCCGCCGCCCCCCGCGGCCGCCGGCGGCCCGCCUCCCCCGAACUGCUACGCUGCAAGCGCCGCCUGGCCUUCGCCGCCCCGCUGCCGGGUACCGGCGCGGCGGCGGCGGCCGCUGUGGCCCGUCGUAACGAGCGGGAGCGCAACCGCGUCCGGCUAGUCAACCUGGGCUUCGCCGCCCUCCGCCAGCACGUCCCCCACGGCGCCGCCAGCAAGAAGAUGAGCAAGGUGGAGACCCUCCGCUCCGCCGUCGAGUACAUCCGCGCCUUGCAGCGGCUCCUCGACGAGCACGACGCCGCCGCCUUCCCCGACGCCCGCGGGCGGGCGGCCGUCGGGGAAGGCGGCGGCGGUUAUUCCUCCGCUUCGCCUUCCUUCGGCUCCUCCGUGCCCGGUUCGCCGUGCUCCUCCGAGGAGAGCGGCUACGACGCGGCGCUCAGCCCCGAGGAGCGGGAGCUGCUGGACUUCACCAGCUGGCUCGGGAGCUACUGACCCGGCGGGAGCCGCGCUCAGCCCGCAGUUACCUCAGCGCCCUCGCUCGCCGCAGCAGCCAGCAUCCCCCCCCCCCGCCAAAACGCUCACACAACCACCCCCCCCCCCACCCCGGCGGGACCCCACCGGCUGCUUUUCUCGCCGGGUUCACCCGUCGUCUUCGGGCUGUGGAAAGUGCAAUGGUGUAAACGACCGACGGGGCUCCGCUGCCUGCUCCGGGGCAGCGGCUCCAUCAGCCCGCCGGGAGCUGCCGACGGAGAGGAGGCCCCAGAGAGCCCGCAUCCCCUGCCACCGGCCGCUUUCUGGUGUUGCUUUGGGGGGGGGGGGGUGAGAAGAAACGAAAACCACUUGAUGCUUCCUUGUUUCUGGAGGGGGAGGGAAUUUUUUAUCAUGUCAGAUUCUAUUUUAUAUGUAACUUGAACUGCCUAUGGGAACACUGGUGUAUGAAGACUUAUUUUUGUAUGAAAAACCUUAGAGAAAAGGGGUGAGGAGAUGGUUCUAUUUUUAGCAAGUCCUAUUCCCUUGUUCUUGAACACUGCCAGCUAGAAUGUUUCAGGAGCAUACACGGUUUAGAUAAAAAGGUGGGUUUUUUUUCUCUCCAAACACUUUAGUAAAAGACUAUAAAGUUAUUUUGUGUCUUAACGUGGUGUCUGAGUUUGCCUGGUGUGAAGGUCCACUUCUCUGAAAACUGAAGUUUUUUUAGAAAAAAAAAAUGUAUUGAAGGCAUUUUUGUAUGCACUUGCUAGGAUUUCUUAAGUUGUACAUAUGCAGUUUUUAAAAGAGUAUCAUAUUUUAUGUAAAUUGACUUUAUAAAUAAAAAUCUAUU
Harpia harpyja (harpy eagle) is the source of this 1373-nucleotide messenger RNA. RefSeq names its product achaete-scute family bHLH transcription factor 2 (gene ASCL2). Lineage: Eukaryota; Metazoa; Chordata; Aves; Accipitriformes; Accipitridae. The coding region runs from base 32 to 547 and encodes 171 amino acids. Gene Ontology annotation, molecular function: RNA polymerase II transcription regulatory region sequence-specific DNA binding; protein dimerization activity; DNA-binding transcription factor activity, RNA polymerase II-specific. The transcript has 2 exons. Gene Ontology annotation, biological process: developmental process; regulation of transcription by RNA polymerase II. The record is from RefSeq and is a predicted model, not a curated record.